CCCAAAGCAGGUUAUAUAUAAAAUGUGCUCUAGUAAGACACCAAUAAGUUGUUGGGUACCACCUGUGUUUUGUGAGUGGAAACAUUUGGUGUUGGCAAUCCAUUCCCUUGGAGAAAAGUUCAACCAUGUCUUCUCUUUUCUCUGCAGGCUUGAACCUGCUUUGUAUGCUGCUUCUGUCCCAGGAGGUGGUGUCGGUGCCUUUCCCAGCUGGCACAGCACGGACUGAAUGUCGGGGUCGUUACUUUUGGAUAUGGAUGGCUAAGGCUGCCUUGGGUCAGAACUCAUGGCGUUAUGGUGUCUUGAAUGAACUUGGCCAGCGUAUCCCCAUGACAGAGCAGGUGGCUGCCCAGUGUGGCUUCACAAGUGACACGGACCUGUAUGGCAACCCCGAGAUCAGAGUUUCUUUCCUGGCCUGUUCAGUUCGCAACUUGUUUGACCAGGAUUUCAGCCUGCAGAUGCAGGUGUUGGUCACCAGCCCAACUAACUUGACAGUUGCUUAUGAUGUUUCCAUGAGCUGCUCCCUGGACACUCCAUGGAGUCCACGAGAAAUUGUCUGUGAGGAAAACUACAUGGAGGUGUCCGUCCGCCGUGCUGUCCCGGGAAUAGCCAGUGAGGCGCUCAAUGACGACUGGGUUGCUGCUUGGCCUGUGGCCCAGGGGGCUGUGAACCAGGUUUGGCAAGUCGUCUUUCACUUCCAGAAUGGUUCCCUGCAGACCAUGAUGGCCACCCAGGCACAUGCCUUGGGCUAUGGUGUCAACACCACGGCUACCCGCGUCCUGUUCCGCACACCAUACAGCACACAGCAGACUGAAGUCGUCAUGGUCCAGGGUCUGGAAGUGGAGGUGGCAAGAGCCACAGUCUUCUACAAACAGGCCUGGAUGAUCCUAAUGGUGGACACGGCUGUCGCCUGUCCGAUCAACCCUCCUGUCUUCACUGCCACCACCCUGAGCUGGGUGACCCCACGGAUCAUGCCUUCACUGGUGGCGUUCCCCCAGCUGUAUCAAGAUGAAGCCGUUCAGAUGGGCUUGGAUGGGCGUGUGAUUGACCCAGCCACCGUUGUGACGAAUGGAUACACUUUCAUGAUGGACACCAACUUGGUUACCAUCACGGUGCCCAUCGGGGCCCCUGGAGGGCUGACAGAGAGCGAUGUGAUGGACAACCACUAUGGCACAACGUACAGCAUAAAGCUGCUGCUGGACCGCAGGUGGCAAGGAGACGAGAGCGACCGGACGCGGCAUCGCUGUCUGAAGGCCGUCCGCACCCCCUUUGUCCCCCACACACCUGUGCUAAUCAACAGCACUAUCCCAGAAAGAGGCUACUUUGACAUCCAGCUUGGCAACUUCUUCCCUGAUGUGGCACUGACCACCAUCGCAGUUGGUGGCAAGCCCUUAACUCCCACGGAGCUCAAGGGACGCGGCUUUGGUCUAGACGAAGUCCCCAAUCCCAAUGCCACCCGGGUCUUCAUUCUGAAGGUCCCUUUCGCUGAUCCUCUGGUGGAACAGCAGUACCUGCAUGGAAACAUUAGGAGAUAUACACUGGACCUUGACUACACCCUCAACUUGGUCCCCAAGGACAAGCCGUUCACCUACCCUGGAGUUGUUGCAUGUGAAGUACCUGAUGUUGUCCUUCCCACAGCCGAGGGUUUCUGUGAAGCAGGGCGGAUCAGUCUGGUGAUGACCCGUGGGAACAUGGAUCACUACUGGGCCCCAUAUGUGGGGAACCGUCCACUGACCCCGGAGAUGGCUGUGGCUCAGAACUACACAGUUCAUGAGGAUGGUGGCCGGUUCUACCUGUCUGUGCCCCUCUUGGCAGCUGGCUUGGUAUACGAGGAUAUCUCCCUCCAAGGGGUGACUGCCCGGCUUGACUUCAGCCUGAGGGAUAACAAGACGCUAGCAGUUAUGGUGGCAUUCCCGGUUGCCUGCCUCUUCCCCACCAGAAAGCUCCUUGUGUGUCUUCCCAAUGGGACUAUGAUGGCCACUGUUCUCAGUCUGGACACCAAGCCAGCCUUGGACCCCAGGAGAACCCACCUGUGGGACAAGACUUGUGGGCCAGUGGCUGCUGAUGAAUCCAGGGCACUCUUCUCGUUUCCACUGGCCAGUUGUGGCACCACCAGAAGGUUUGAAGGGAACUACCUGGUGUAUGAGAAUGAAGUGACCUUCGGGAGAGAAAUGAUCCCAGAAGCAAAUCCUGUGAUUACCAGGGACUCCCACUACAGGCUGACUUUGCGUUGUCGUUACCCACUUAACGAGACACUCAGGGUGUGGGCCCAACGACACCUAGGCAGAAGAGUUACUCCUGCAGCCUAUGAACUUCAGCCCAGAGCUCAGUGGCAGAGGAGAUCUGCGGAUGGCCACACCGUCCUCCAGGCAGCAGGUCGUGCUUCAAAAGGAGCAGCUGAGUUGUGGUCCUGGCUUGCAGCCUGGCUCUGUUUGGGCUAUCUGUACGGGUAGGCGUGAUGGUGCCUUAGCUGUUAACACUAUUAAAAAUACAAAUAUCUUGUG
Messenger RNA from Hemicordylus capensis (graceful crag lizard), 2501 nucleotides. RefSeq lists its product as uncharacterized. Lineage: Eukaryota; Metazoa; Chordata; Lepidosauria; Squamata; Cordylidae. The transcript has 19 exons. The coding region runs from base 126 to 2450 and encodes 774 amino acids. The record is from RefSeq and is a predicted model, not a curated record.